AUGCCAGCUAACAGUUAUCGUCUUAAUUCAAGGGCAUCAUCAGCUACUUUAUCCCUCAGGCGACAACAGCAAGAAGCACCUCUAUUCAUAGAUGAUGCAAGUAUUGCACAAAAUUUGCUACGAGGCCAAGUGAUUCCUAUCAGACGAGCGUCCAUCAGAGCAUUUCCAUCAGAUCCCAAUAUUUCCUUAGGCUUAUAUGGAGAUGCUCCUUCCCACGCCGGCGAGUCUUCCAAUAUCGUGCAACAGCCUAGAACUCGACGUGGUCUUUGCAGUAGCAAUACCUGGACUUCUUCAAGUGGCGGUGACGGACCCGAUAAACAUGGUAACUGGCUAUCCCGAAAGAUCUUCAGACGGACAUCCUCAUCUCAGACCCCCGUUGUCAAGUCCAAGAAAGCAGAACGUCGAGAUCUCAAAAGAAUGCGCAGCAUUAGUGACUCCUUGCGAUUGAAGGGCAGACGAGACUCACUGAAAGAUAGAGAUUUGGUUGAACUUGUUCGUCUGUGUGGGUCAAGUCUAUUAUACCUUCCAGCCGAAUAUGCUCCGAGCAGCUUGACUUUACCAACUUGUAUCCGUGCUACAGCACAAUACUUGAUACAGCAUGCUCCUACAACCCGAGGUAUCUUUCGUAUACCGGGCUCCCAACACACAAUCGGCCUCAUUUAUGAACAUUACAGUUCCAAAGGUGACGAGGGACACAUUGCAGGAACAGUAAGAUGUCCGACUUUACCAGACCAUAUCGAUUGUGAUGUGCACGACGUUGCAUCUGCAUUCAAGAGAUUUCUCUCUGGACUACUCUGUAUGGUCGGUCGUGCAGCCGAAACGGCACGAAGGGAAGACGAUAAAGGCAGGCCUCUCCCUACUUCGGAUCUUAUGGGCUACAAACCGUUAGGAGUUUGUUUCGGUCCCCUCCUUGUCGGUGAUCUAAUGGACAACUACAAUAUCCGCUUAGCCAACGGCCAUGGUAGUUUGGUUCUCACUCCCGUGAGUCCACCAAAAACUAAGAAGGAGAGAAAGAAAUACAAAAGUGCAGAAGAGGGAGUCACUUUCAACAAUACAGUUGACAAAAUCAAGGUUGCGUGCGAAAUUAUGGAGAUGCUCAUCACACAUUGGCGUGAUAUAGUUCGUCAUAUGAAGAACCUAGACGCACUCACAGCUGUUAAUGGAUGCAAAAGUGCAGGUCUUCGCGGUAGAAAACCACCUAUGCUACGUCCUUCAAUGUCGGAAUCCUUCUCCUUGCGAAGACCUCCUGACUGGACUUAUGACAAACCCGACAGGAAUAUUGACAGGAGUCAAUCUCCGACACCUCCACAGCGUAAGCUUUCUCCUCGUUCAUGUCCAGUGCAUAUCGAUACAAUGAGUAACCGCGGGGAGAUUACGCAACAGCGAGCACUUGACGACUCCGCUCAUUCCUCGCAGCUAGAUUCCUUAUUAGUCACAAAGCAACGAUCACGUCAACGAUUGCUACCGGGAGAAGUUCUUAAGAAUACAAAAUCUACGAGUGCUCUUUCGGCGGCUUUGGUACAAGAGCAUCCUGAUGAAAACGACUUUGAGGAUAGUAAGCUCAGUUUCAUGCAAACUCCACAAAGUGGUGGACCACCUCCUUCUACAAGGAAUGGGAAAGGAAAUGAUCAAAAGAGCCCAGCUGCUGAACAUAAUAGUGGGCGUCAUGUCAAAUGUAUUGUUCGAAAUUUCGAAAGCGAAUCGACUGAAGCUGAGGUUCUGUUACCUGAUACGGAUUCCAAGGAUUUUGGCCAUGAUAAGACACCUAAAGCACAAUCGAUUAAACAAUCACCAGAUAGGGAAUCCAAGGAGACGAAGACGACCAGUUUAUCUGGUCUCUUGCAUGAUAACAAUCGAAACUCUAGGCAAGGCUCUUCGCCGACUUAUCGGAAUAACCCACCCAGCAGAGAUAAUCAUAUAAGAUUCGCGCCCAGUACAUCUCAUGCUCCGGAGAGCAAGGAUCCUCGGAGAUUUCCAGGUUUUACAAGUUCUGAACCCUCGAAGGGGAAUAGUCCUAUCGACCCAAUCUCUCGCGUUUCACAUGAGGAUGACUUGGCAUCUUUAGCUGUGCUAGGACAGGCUCUGGAAUCUCCUGACUUGUCAAUGAAAUCGGUAAAGUCGGCAGAAAAAUUCGAGAAGUCAACAAAACAUGAUUCUGGGGUAGACUUUCAUGAAAGAACGGAAGCUGAGAAACCCCAUACACCAAACUUUUCACGGCCUCAAGCACCUCGCAACAAUGUUUCCUACACACCAAAUUCUGCGACAAUACAUAAGCCCGACGGUCAUUCCAGUAGUAAAAGUAAUUUUUCACAAAAGACUGGUUCUGCUGCACCCCUCGUUACAACAUCAGUGGAGCCCAAAGUCACGCAAGCGAAAGGAAAACGUCCUCAUGAAACUGCUUCGCCAGCUACCUUGUCAAAAGUAGCUUCGAUUAGGGAAAUGUUCCGGAAGCGAAAAUCCGAGAGUCGGUCUUCAAAAUCAAGUGAAGAUCAUCACAAGAGUGAGCCUUCUAGGUCAGUCAUAGAGCAUCAUGCAGAACCCCGUUCACGGAAGAUUCCCACUCCCGAGCCCACUAGUACGCCCAAGAAGGUCAGCGUAAGGGCCAUAGCAGAAAAAUUCGACACAGUAAAGGCAACACCUCCUCCGCCGGUAUCACCAACUCCAGCUAAAUCUGCUCGACCGGCAGCUACAACGUCUGUGGACAAUCGACGAGGCGGUGGUGUUGUUUCACCUUAUACUAUCAAUCCGCCAUCAUCACCAUCAAGAUCUAUUGCAUCCAUUAAAUCUGGAAAGUCUAUUCGGUCUUUCCGCAAUGUCGGUUUAGCCCAACGAUUUCAGCAAACUCAAGAACAAUCAUCGCCUACCAAAAUACCAGCUCCAAAGAGAAUUUUGAGAGAUUUCGUACCAGAAUCUACCUCACCUAAAGCUAUAAUUGAGGAUUCUCAUGAGGAUUCUGUAUCUUCAUUGAAAUUACCACUUUCUACUUUCAACUCGCUUUCUGUUCCACUUAAGCCAGUAGGGAAUCAACCAUCUAUGAAGAUUCGAACAGCUGGAAUGGAUGGUGCAUAUAGUAGUAUUGGUAGCUCAGAAACUUUGGCUCUAAUGUCAUCCGAGUUUGAAGCUGCACAUAAAUUUCUACAUUCGCAAUCACUACUUGCUCAUGAUGCAACGCUUUCAAAGAAUACUUUGAGUCGCGGGAAUACAGUCUUACACUCGCAAAUACGCAGUCUUCAACAACAGUUAAGUGAGAAGACUGAACAAGUACGGCAUUUACAACGGAUGGUUGAAAUGAGGUCAAGCUCUGAUACUGAGCAUAUUAGUCUGGCGGAGCAACUGAGAGAAGCAAGGGAGGAAGUAGAGACGUGGAGAAGAAGGGCCGAAGGAGCAGAGAGAAAAUUGGAGUUGAUGGAAAUUAUCGGUACUAGAAACAAUACAAGGAUGGAAGAGCAGCGGGGACUGAGUUACCAGACUAGAGGUGUUCAAGCUGGGGAUGUUAUUGGUAUGCAUGGACGGGGAUAUAGUGUUGAUGGCGGCAUGACGAGAAUGAUUUCAAAAAGGAGGAUGGUUGAUACGACGAGCUCAGAGGAUAGUACUGAAAGUAAUGGUACUGUUGUUAGAGAGAUGAUUAGAAGGGAUGAGAAUAGGGGUGAGAUUGAUAUGGAGAUUGUUUCUGAUCAGGCUGGACAUAAUAAUUGGGCAAGUCAGACACUUUCUAUCAUGGAUGGUCUAAAGAGUUGGGAGAAUUGA
Molecule: messenger RNA, 3747 nt
Organism: Sclerotinia sclerotiorum 1980 UF-70
Lineage: Eukaryota; Fungi; Ascomycota; Leotiomycetes; Helotiales; Sclerotiniaceae
Exons: 4
Coding region: 1-3747 (1248 amino acids)
Biological process (GO): signal transduction
Source: RefSeq, a predicted model, not a curated record